This is a messenger RNA of Oryzias latipes (Japanese medaka), 2250 nucleotides long. NCBI's taxonomy places the organism in Eukaryota, Metazoa, Chordata, Actinopteri, Beloniformes, Adrianichthyidae. The record is from RefSeq and is a predicted model, not a curated record.
GAUCUAUUCAAAUCUCUGAAAUCUGAAUGCAAUGUUAGCCUCUGUAAUGAUGCGCUCUUAUUGUGAAAAGCUGAAAACGAGCCUCGGCCGGAAGUCCCCGGUGAGCGCGGCGCGGUGCGUUGCGGUGUGCACUUUGCUUGGACUCAUUUUGAAGUUUGCAGCAGCGUUCUGGUGUUUGUGGUAUGUAGCAGGACCUGGCAGUGAAGAUGCAGAUCCUCACCCCUCACGUGUACUGGGCUCAGCGCCACGGCGAGAUCUUCCUGCGGGUGGAACUCAGCGAUGCCAAGAAUCUUGAUAUCAGCCUGAACCAAAACAACACGCUUCACUUCAGAGCACUGGGCCACGGAGCCAAAGGGGAUAACGAGUACAAGUUCAGUCUGGAAUUCCUGGAACCUGUCAGACCCGAGAUUGACCACAAAUCCACUCAGCGCCAGGUGGACAUCAAGAUCCGAAAGCAGAGGGUGCGUUGGUGGGACCGGUUGACUCUUCAGGAGAAAAAGCCUCUUUUCUUGGCGCCGGAUUUUGACCGCUGGCUGGACGAGUCCGAUGCAGAGACGGAGCUCCAGGCUCAGGAGGAGCAAAAGAUUAGCAAGAUAAAUGUGGAGUCCAGAGUUCGUAAAGACCCCUAUCUCGGGCUGAAGAAAGGUUACCUGUUCAUGUACAACCUGGUUCAGUUCCUGGGUUUCUCCUGGAUCUUUGUCAACAUGACUGUUCGGCUCUUCAUCCUGGGCCAAGACUCGUUCUACGACACGUUCCACACCACGGCGGACAUGAUGUACUUCUGUCAGAUACUGGCCGUGUUCGAGGUGGUGAACCCCCUGUUGGGUCUGGUUAAGACAGGACUAUAUCCUGCUAUGAUACAGGUUGCUGGGAGGAACGUGGUGCUGUUUGUCAUCUUUGGCUGUCUGGAGGAGAUGCAGAGCAGAUCCAUCGUCUUCUUCGUGUUCUACGCCUGGAGCUCCAUCGAGAUCUUCAGGUACCCCUUCUACAUGCUGGCCUACAUCGACACCGAGUGGCAGCUCCUAACGUGGCUGAGAUACAACCUGUGGAUCCCUCUGUACCCGCUCGCCGUCCUCGCUGAAGCGGUGGCGGUCAUCCAGUCCCUCCCCAUCUUUGAUGACACCCGUCUGUUCAGCCUCCCGCUUCCUGGUUUCAGAGGCCGCUCCUUAAGCUUCUCCUACACGCUGCAGAUUUACCUGGUCCUCAUGUUUCUGGGACUCUUCAUCAACCUCAGACAUCUGUACAAGCAGAGACAGAGACGCUUCCGCUCCAGGAAGAGGAAAACCCACUGAGUCCUCCCACCGCCUUCCUGUUGGCCUGCUCUUCAUCCUGAUGAGGAGGAGGACUGCUUCCCAUCAUGCCAUCUGAGUUUGAUCUGUCUGCUUUGCCUGAAAGUGUUGACGUGUGUCCACUGGGGAUUAUUUAUUCAUUGUUACUGGAAAAGAUGCUUUUACAAAGAUGACUGCAGACUUUUGGUAGAAUGAAGCUCUGUGUGUGACCUGAUGGUGCUCAAUCAUUCAGCAGUAACUUAAGAACUGUUUUUGAUUUCUUUCUGCUUAACAACAGAUCAGUGACUGUUAUGACCGGCACCAGCUCCUGCUCAGCCUGAACCGUUUGAUUCUGAUGCUAAAUUCAGGAUGAAAUGUAAAUUCAAAAUCUGAGAACACGUCUUUUAUCCGGAGACUUUCUCUUUGGGAUCAAACUUUGUGUCCUGUCAGCUGUUUGGAUCAACUUCAGCGUCAGAGUUUAUAGACGGCGCCAAACCAAAUCCAAAAAUCAUGGACAAAAUCCUUUUUUCUUCCACCCUUGAUCAGUUGAAAUCACAGUUUUCUGCACCAAACCAAGCAGUCUUUGAGAAUUGAAGUCAACAGUGAAUGUAAAUAAAGAAUGGAGAGCCCGGAUUGAAUGGGUUCUGGGUUCUGGCCGUGCUGGAACAUGCAUGUUCUUUGGUUUUCAUGACAUCUUUGCUUUGGGUUCAGAAGCAAAUGAAGUUUACAUUUCUAGUCUAAAUGCCCCCCAGAGCCGUGCACCACUGCUUUUUCAGCAUUUAUUCCACUCAGUUUAUGUCUUCAAAACUUCUUCCUUUACAAAAAACGCCUUUUAGUGUAUUUAUUUUUGACAUUUAGAAGCCUUAAAUGAUCUGUUUUAUGGAGAUUAUUUCGUUUGUUUUGUGAACGUUUGAUGUGUUUGUUUCUCACUUUCACUCUGGGCGGCAAACUGGUCUCUGAGAGAAUAAACACGUCGGUUUUA